AUGCUGAUGUGUGACCGCGGCGUCCAGAUGCUCGUGACGACGGUGGGCGCGUUCGCCGCCUUCAGCCUCAUGACCAUCGCCGUCGGGACCGACUACUGGCUGUACUCGCGCGGGGUCUGCCGCGUGAAGAGCAGCGGCGACAACGACACGAGCCGCAAGAACGAGGAGGUGAUGACGCACUCCGGCCUCUGGCGAACCUGCUGUCUGGAAGGAACCUUCAGAGGCGUGUGUAAGAAGAUUGACCAUUUCCCAGAGGAUGCAGACUAUGAAGCAGAUGCUGCUGAAUAUCUCCUCCGUGCUGUCCGUGCCUCCAGUAUCUUCCCCAUCAUGAGUGUCGGGCUCCUGUUCCUGGGGGGGCUCUGUGUGGCCGCCAGUGAGUUUUACCGGAGCAGACACAACGUCAUCCUGAGCGCAGGAAUCUUCUUCGUAUCUGCAGGCCUCAGUAACAUCAUUGGAAUUAUUGUAUAUAUCUCUGCCAAUUCUGGCGAUCCGGGUCAAAGUGACAGCAAGAAGUCCUACUCGUACGGCUGGUCGUUCUACUUCGGGGCCCUCUCCUUCAUCAUGGCAGAAAUGGUUGGUGUUCUGGCGGUGCACAUGUUCAUUGAGAAGCACCGCAAGCUGCGAGCUAAGUCCCGCACCGAGCUCAUAAAGAAAUCUGCCUUCAGUCGCAUCCCCUCCUACCGCUACCGCUUCCGGCGCCGCUCCAGCGUGCGUUCCUCCGAGGCCCCCAGCCGCGACGCCUCGCCCCUGGGGAAGGGCGGCUACACGGGGCCCGCCGCCUCCGAGAUGCCCAUGUACACGCUGAACCCCCGAGAGGCGGGCAACGCCGGCACCAAAGCAGGUAGUGGCAUGGGUGGCCUGCUCAACUCAGAGAGGGAGUUCCUCCAGAGCAGCACGCUCACUAAAGACUACAGCAAGGACCCCAACCGCAGGACCACCCCCGUCUGAGAGGACCGGGUGUAGAUACCGUCCGAUCAAAGAAGAGGAGGAGGAAAUAUCGGGGUGGGAACGCGAACAGACACGGGAUGUUCAGAGUAACGUGGGCGGGAAGGGGCUUGAUAAACUACAACACGAAUUGUGAACUUUUAGAUUUUGAACUGUGAAUCCUGAGCCCUGUGAGUUGUUUCAGUGUGUGUAGCAGGACUGGGUUUGGAUGGAGAAGUUGUUCCCAAGUCCACUCCACCACAUAUCACUAGUUAUAUUUGUAAUUCCUUAAUAGGGUAUGGAGCCAACCUACAAUUUAUGUUCUUGACUUGUAAGUCCAUAAAUGUACUUCCUGAGAUUUUCAGAAAGGCGGAACUGCUAUAGUUAGCAGUUUCUUGUUCGGGGCAACUUCUCCUGAAAGAUAAAAAAUAAUGUGAAUUUGAGGAGGAAAAGAACGAAGUGACAAACUUAGUGUGAGCUUCAAUCUUUUGACUUCUCUUCUUCUGACCUUUUGGAUUGCAGCUGGGUUGAAUCAAUGAAGGGAACGUCCGUAGACCUCCAAGCUAAAUCUUUGAAUAUGAUACUAUUUAAAAGUGAGGAAGUUAACACCUUCGCCUAAGGAACGACUAGUUUUCAGUUCAGAUAAUAAUGUGACACCACAAUUAGUCCAUUCAUGGGACCACAUCUAUGGCAUCCCUUAUUUUUCUAUACAUAUUUUAGAUGAACUGCGGUCACAUUGAUUGAUUUUACCAGAUAAAACACUAGUGGAUCUCUGAACUGAAAACUGAAACUUAUUCCUGAAUAUAUUUACUCUCAACUCCCUGAUCCCAGGUCAGUUGUUAAACCUGCAUAGUGCUUGUUAGUGCCCUGACUGCAGAUCAGCUGUUGGAAGUUGAGUAGGAAAGGGGUGUCUAAACAAAACUAAUGAAUCUCUUUUAGAUAGUAUUGUUUGAUCCAUUGGUGCUUCCUUAUACCUGUAUUUUUCUGCCACUUUUUGGUGUUUUCAUUUCUACCUAAAAACUUGAGAUGGUCAAAUAUUUUCUCUCUCUCUCUCUCUCUCUCUGUCCGAUUUCUGUCAUGACUCACCUCUCGCCUUCCAUGUUUUUCCAUGUAGCCCCAUACCACAGGUCACUUCUGCACACCGUCACGCACCCUGUCACCCCAUCUCUCCUAUCCUUGAAAAGCACUCGCAACUAGAGUUAGGUCCUGUCUUCCGUUGGUGUCCCUUGUAGAAGAGUUAGGUUUUUUCUGGAGGUUAUUGGUUCAGGGUGUGGCGUGGAGGAGACCGCUGAGCUGUGAAUUCGCUUUAAGGCAGUGCCAUAACGACAUUUAACGAACUAGAGGUGGACUUGUCCUGUUUGCCCACUACCUCUUGGUGAACAUCUUUUAGAUUGAUUUAAAAUCAAGCUGUCUUUAAUUGUCAGAACAACUGUUAAACCUUCAAGUGCAGUAUUAAACACUUAGAAAAUGCUUUUUUCAGUUGAAGAGCACAUCUCUCCAAUGGACUACCCGCUCGCAUGGGAUUCACAAUCUACAUAUAAGUUGCCAAAUAGAAUUGGAUGGAGGAAAUCCAUCGCUAAUCAUGGCCUCGUUCAUGUAAAGAACCACUCACAGUCUUCUAUGUGUUUACAUCUAUAUGAUUAGAAACACAACCAUUUAUGGGCCUAAAGAUAUAUUUGCCAGUGUCUCCCAGCCAUGCCGUGCACAGAUGGACAGGGUCCAAUCAUAUCGCCACAGUUCUUAUAGUGAAAUAUAGUGUCCCUUUCUACCAAAAUGGGAUGUGGUGUGAAAUGUAAAUACAAAUAUGUGGUGUUUGUACUACUCUAUUAUCAGUUGAAGGUUUAGAUCAUUUUCAAAUUCUACAAUAUGUUGUUGUUUACAUUCAUCAUGGCAUUCCAACCUUCUUUCCCAAACAAAGAUGUAGAUCUGACUCAUAGAUGUGUAGUCCUUACAAAACUUGAAUUUCGCUGUGAAAUCAUCAAGCCAUUUUUAACCAGGAGAUAUACCAGACCACCUUGAUUUCAUGCGCUGUGAAUUAAUUGUAUUACUAGGGAUGUAAUGAUGCCAUUGAAGCUCAACGUAGCUUUAGUUUAUCGUUCUUUUCAUGUAUUAUUACAAAUUAUGUUCAUGUUGCCUCCCCAAAAAUUGGAAAUCUAUCACUGCCUUAGUUGAUUUUUUGCAUAGAUGAAUACACUAAAAGGUGUGUGGCCCACCAGCACAAAGAAAAACCCCCACCACUACUACAAAAGUAAAGCAAGAAAAAAAGUCACGUCUGUAUUAAGAGACUGAACUGAAUUUAUGACAGAGGAGCAAACUACACAUCAGUAUGUGCAUAAACCCACAUACUCAAGGAGAACAGUUUGGGGGGAAAAUGAGGAGAAGCCAUAAAAGGGGAGGGACUGUUACAGAUAGAGCCUGAGAAACAAGCAGGAAGGGGAAAAAAAAGACAGCAUUUUUUUAAAUUCAACCUUUAUCCUGAACUGUGAAUAACAAGUGAAGCUCAAAGAGGUAAAAUCCUAUUUUUUAUUCUUGACCUCCCUAAGCCAUCAUUGCACUGUUUUGUGUAGCCUAAACAUGAAACAACAUGGAGCUGAUACUUCCACGCUCUGUUCUGACAGUUAUUGCCCUGAUAAUAAAAGACGUUCUAAACCUUAGUCACACUGUUUAAUUUAUGAUGCUGCUGUUUUAUCUCCUGUCUUUUACGCCAUAAAGGGAACAUAAAGGGACAAGCGUGCAUCAUGAUGGAAUUGCUCGUGCUGUCCUCCGUGUGUAAAUAUUAAUUUUGCAAGCUAACAACGACAUCAGCCGCUGUCACGGGCCGGGGGGGAGGGGGGCCAACCUCUUUUCUCCAAGCAAGGGCUUUUAAUUUUUAAAGGACAGGAGCACACAAGGGCUUUUUAUGCUCAGCAUUGCAGCAGUGACGUUUUAAGGGUGUCAUGUUAGAGAGAAGGAGGAAAAGGCAAAGUACAUUUGCACAGAAACAAUGUUGUUGUUUUUUCCUUUCUAAAAAAAAAAAGACCAGCUCCACAGCUAACCAAUAUUGUAGAGUGCUUCAUUCAAAAAAGAGGCAGGAGAAGAGAAAACUGUGAGGCCGCGCUCUUUUCAGCUUCUUUUUUGGUUAACUUUAAGCUAGAUGAGUAACAGAGUAAUUAGAGAUGAAUAUUGCCUUAAGCAAAAAUAAGGAUGAUUAAGAAUUAUUUGAGUUGCGUAAGAUGCAAACAUGUAUUAGCAAAAUAAUUACUCACGCUCAGUGCCAAAUAUUACUCAAAAUAUUUCCUGUGUAUCACAGCCUCCAGGUUAGCUUUAGAUCGUAGGUUCGCUGCUGUAUUUACUCUUUUGUGUGUAGAAAUUACCGACUCAGCAGUUAGUAGCUAUGUAGCUCAGCACUCUCCGGGGCCCCUUUAGAUCCUGAAGGGUCUGGUAGGCGUCAAAGUUCAGAACUGCCAUCCAUGAGCCAUGUCAGCAAUGACCAUUCAAAUCAUGCACGCCAUAUCCAUCUGCUUCCAGCGCUCACAUUCGCUCUAUCUCCAAACAGGUUUCAAACGGCACCCUGAUCUCUGUACCCCGUAGGGACACUCAACUGGUACAUUAAACACGCCUUACAAUGAUGUGUCGGCCCCUUAGCCUGAGCUGUAUUGAUGUUUACUCCUAUAGAGGGCAGGGUGCUUUUUGAGCCUGUCUGUCUCUUCUAACCAUCCAGCUUUGAUACUCUGAUAUCAACAAAAAAAAUUGUAUUAUUAGUAAAAAAACAAAAAAAACAAAACCAGAAUAUAUAUAUUCUAAAGGUGCCACUGUGCAGAGAAUGAGACUCUGUCACAUGAUAUACUUAUAUUGUAUUCAUUGAAAGGGGGAUUGGUCGCAGGAGUGGUAGUCUUUCUAUUAUAUUAUACUAGUUACCUUUUCUACUUUGAUGUGGUCGUGAGGUUGUGUUGUUUUGGUCACAUGGGAAGCCUCUUAACAGGAGGGACAUACGAGGAGACAGUGGAUCACUUGGACGAUCUCUCAAGGACUUAAACCUCACCUGACUGGCACCAGAGGCCAGGGCGGCCAGCGGGACACUCAGCACUGCAGCACACACACCUGCAUACAUUCCAAGUACCCCUACCCAAAAUGUUUCUAUACCUCUGAGAACAUCCUAUCCAGCUUAAUCCAGUUUGUUCUUUUUGAAAGAAACACCUGAAAGUGUUCAUUUUGUGGGAGCCACUCUCAAGAAAAUACAUUUUGUAUGUUGACAGUCAAGUUGUGAAAUUUGAUUAAAGAUCAGAUCAAAAACAAGAGGGAGACAUAUAAUUCCAGCUACCUUUGCUAUGAUUAUUGGUCCUCAUUGGUAUAGAAACAUAAGCACACAAUUGUAAACAUAUGAAUGGCCACAAUUGUAUACGCAACACACUCCCCCACCGGGACAGCACAUACUUACAGAUCCAGCUCGGCCCAGUGCGGUGCAAGAGAGAAGUGUGUCCUGUUAUAAGAAAAAUCACUGUGUCAUAUUAAGUGUUUCUCCGGGAUAGAACAUCCCAAAAAAACUGUUCCUGAUGCAUCGCUGUUGUGUCGAUCCUCUGUGGAACUUCAAGUCUACUGAGCCAGCUAACAAAACGUGGACAUCCAGAAGAACUGAAAUGUGGAUUUAAUGAAAUAGUUCUGUGACAAAAGACUUGCUCUAAGCACUCUACACUUUGCACUCACGACCAACACACACAUACACUGACACAAAUAAGGUUACUGUGUGAGGAGGGCUCACUGGGGAGUUUUAUGUGCCUGCAUGUUUGUGUGUGUCUGUGUGCGUGUCGCGUGCAGUUAGCCGCUCCUCACCCAUGCACCUAGUGCCUGCCUGUCCUGCCUUCAGACAGCUCCAGAAUCAGCCAUGGGGCUUUUUUUUUCCAUGAUAACCUUCUCUGUUUUGCCAUUACCUGAUGUGGUCACACUGGGAUCUGUUUCAGAGCCAACUGCCCCGACCAUUCCUCAGCACAUUUAGCCAUAAAAGCUAAUAGGACUGUUCAGCUGGUUCUUGUGGACUCAAAGCUGCUGUUCAUAUCUGACUGGGUUUUUUCUUGCGUGAGGCUGACAUAAGACUGGUAGAGAAGGCUUAGCAGGAUAUAGAAACGUCUGUCCAGUCCCUGGUGACACUUGGCCUUGAGAAUUAGAGCGACAUGGACAUCCCAAAAUUAGCCUUACAAGAAGAAAAUCUAUCAUCUUGCAACAUUUAGGAUGUGCCCAUAGGGAAUUUUGAAACAGCAUUCAUUACUUGAGGUGACUUAAGAGGUCUUGUCCCUUGUUUUACCAGAAAAUAUUGUAAAUACUCAGAGUAAAAACCAGAGGAAUUGGACAUAAGCUAAAUGUUCUUCUUAUUUAAGAAUAGAAUAGUAACCAUAUUUUCAAUAAUCCUUCAGCCUACAUUGGCUGGAAGCCUACGCUUCUUGUUUUAUAUCUACUGUUUCUGCUUCGUAUCUUUCCAGAAUUUUACAUUUGAGGAAGAAUAUUGAUUUAAUUGGUCAUUGUUUUGUGUCAGGCCUGCACUCGGUGACUGGUGUUAAAACAGUGUGCUGACCAUAUCUGAGGCCACCACGGCUGAAUGACCCAAAACAGAUGGAUGUUUGACCAGCGUAGAGGGUUUUUCUGUACAUUCUGUCAUUAGUGCUUCAUUUUGAUGAGCGAGUAGAAAUCAUGAAACCGAAACUAGAAUGGUACAAUAUAAGGCACAAUUAGAUUGCAAUCAAAAUGUCUGUUUUUAAUUGUGUAUGAGUUAAUUAAUGUAUGAGUUUAAUUGUAGCGAGCCAUGCCCCAAAGAGCUGGAAUUGUCCAUAACUUUAACUAAGCAGGGUUAUAUGUGUAGUUUGUUGAACAUGUUGUAAUAUUAUAUUAUAUUAAAUUUUCAUGUAUAUUUGAGAACAGUGAAAGCAACAGAGACAAAUCACAGUAGAAAAUGUUUUCAGCCAUGCCAGCAAAAAUAAAUGGAAGAGUUUAUUAAUUUAUUAGCAGGAUCUGCUAGAAGAGCUUUAAAUGCUUUAAUGUUCAAAGAACCUUGAUUUUCUUGUAUUGUGCAUUCUUAGAGUAGCUCUGAUCAGAUAUUGUCUGAAAAAACAGAUGUUGGUCCUGCCUUUUGAAGGCAUCCCUACCCGUAAAGGCCCAGUCUGCUUAACUUAGUCAUCUGAUUGGCUGAAAACUACGUUAUGUGAGGCAACUGUUUGUGGCACAAUAUCCAAAACUGGCUGUAAAAUGCUUAGGUGUUUUACAUUGGUGUAGACAAGGACAGGUAAAAAAAAAGCUUGGGCUGUUGAAAAAGUAUUGCAGGUAUAUGAGGUGAAAAUGUCUUUGGUUCUUUCUGGACUUUCAACUUUUAACCAACAGACUUUUUACGGAGAGGGAAAACCACAAAAUGUGUCAUAUGUCCUCUUUAAUGGAUGACACUGUUUGUUAGUUGACUACUUUGAUUUGCACCAUAGUGUUGCUGUUUUUUUUAGUGAAAAGCCUCAACAAGCAUUGGGUGGAUUACCGAAACACACACGUAUUCAUACACCAUAACAAUAAUGGGAAUCUUUGGUGGUCCCAUCUCACGAUCUUCAAAACUGUGUCAAAGAUACAGCUAUAAAAGAGAUGCCAACAUGACUGCACACUGUCUAUUUUUAUAGACGCCAGAGGAUGUUUAGAGAAUUAGGUUCAUACUUUGUCCAUAGCUGGCUGUUAACACCUGCUCUACAUAGCGGGAGAUCCUCUGUGUGAAAUCUGUUCUCACAACAGGAGCGAUAAUGCAGAGUGGAGCCUGGGUACAGCCACAGAAGGAAGAACAGGCUGCCAACAGUUUGCCGCAGAAAAGGAAGUGUUUCCCUUUUGGCACUUCCUACUUCGGUAUUGGUGACUUGUUUCUUGUAUUGAUAUCCAUACUCAGUGUGGGAUGCGUGCGCAAUACUGACAAGAAGGUGGAAAGUAAAGAACAGGAGGAAAUGUUCUGGAAACCUACAUUUAGCCCCUCUGAGGCUCUGUCGUGGAUAUUCCAUCCUUUUUUGGCAGCCGCUUCAGUCUGUCUUACACAUAACAGAAUACAGGACAUGGAAUUUUUAAAUCGGUGGCAAACGACUGUAACUUAACUUUGUCCAUUUCAAACUGACCUGAGAACUGUUAGAAAACAAGAGCCAGACCAAACUCAGGAGAAGUGUUCCAGACAUUGGCAUUUUAUUGGUUGGAUUUACUGAUUUGUGUUUGCAUUUAUUCUGAAUCAAUAGAAGGAGUGCCACAUAGAAGCAGAGUAAAUGAUCCAAAUAUCUCUCAAAAGGUUUGUUGUACGUGUAGCACUGAGCUGGUAAACAGCUUUUUCUUUCAGGGAGCAUGUCUGGCAGGCAUUGUAGCAGUUGGCUUGAAGAUGAAACAGUUCAGAUGCAGAUGAUGAGUAGGAACCAGCUGUUACUCGGUGUGUCUUUUACGGGUCACACUUUGGUUUGUGGUUCCUUGCAGCCGUGAUGAAAGUGAAAUAUAAACGCCUCAAGUCAAAUGUGCAGCUGGAACCUUGAAGUAGCAAGUGCUGGUGGAAAUUUCUCAACAUUUACCUAAAAGUGUGGCUACAGGUGACGGGUGUAAAAGUUCAAUAUGUCUUUUUUAUCCUUCUCCGGACCUCUGAGCCCCAUCAUUAGAUACAUAGUCCUCAACAAACACACACACACACACAUGCAUGCAUGCAGAAACAUGCUGGCACUCACAUUUGUCUUUCGAUACACAGGAACACAAACUGCAGAACAUUCACAGCUCACACACGAUUACAGACAUGUACACACACACAUAGCUGCCAGCCAGUUUCACUGUAAACUUAAUUAUGUAAACCUCCAAUUAACAGCAGUCUGACGUGGACACAAGCUGUGAAUAAAAGCACACUUUUACUUACAUGAUAUAAAUAAGAAUAUAAAUAUGAAUACCUAUAUGAAGAAUAUUAUAUACAGUAUAAAGUAGAAAAUAAAGAAUCA
Menidia menidia (Atlantic silverside) is the source of this 8873-nucleotide messenger RNA. The record is from the annotation of a GenBank genome assembly. Lineage: Eukaryota; Metazoa; Chordata; Actinopteri; Atheriniformes; Atherinopsidae.